GAACCAUUCAUAGUCCACACAAAAAUACCAAUAAAAGAAUUACACUAAGCAUUUGAUAUAAAAUUCAUGAUUUCAGAAGUUGAAUUCAGUUCGCAUUUGUUUUAAAUCAAUAUUGGUUAAAUAUUUAUAUUUAUAUCAAAAAUACUUAAACAACGCACAUCGAUGUUCUACAUGCAAGUGCCACCUCUAUUGAACAUACCUCAAACCAAUUACCUUAAUAUUUAUGGAAAAAAAUUUGCUUCGACAAGAUGAGUGAAGUGGAAAACAAACGCGGUCCAAAACAUAUGCGGCUUCGCUACUACACAUCAUACGAGGAAGCCUCCGUGUUGAAACUGUGGCGCGAACAUCUCAACGAAAUCACAUCUUACACCGAAAACUUACAAAUUUUUCGCGAGAUUGCCUUUGGUUUACAGCAGCAUCGAAUCAGAUUAAACAAACAAGAAGUUCGGCGUCGCAUUAGUAGCUAUAGGAACAAGUAUUUAAUUGAGCGGAGUCGAUUAGAGAGCGACCCGGAGUAUAAGUCACAUUGGCGCCUUUAUCCGCUCAUUAGCAGCCUCUUCCCUUCCACGACACAAGAAUCCAUAAUUCUUCCGGAGUACAGCGCCUUGGGUGCUAUAGAGGCAAAAGUGCGCAGCGAACUUCCCAGCCUUCCCCGCUUUCAGCGGCACGACUGCAAGACAAUGAAGUUCGAACAAGAUGUUGACGGAUGUCCCUUUAUGGUGGGUCAAUUUAUUAAACCGGAGAUGUUGCCGCAGUCCACGCCGUCGAAAUUAUUUUCUAUUAAGACGGAGGAGAAAACCUGCGAUGAAAUAGAAGAUAUGCGGUCUUCGCCUGAGAAACGCAUCCCGUUUGUGAGCACAUUCGAAUACGCUGGAUCAGCUCGUCGAAUCCGACGCCGCAGUAUAAUGCCGCGGACUGGUCAGAUAACUAUGGCGCAAAUCCAAAUGUUGCGCCAGGAGAAUGAUUUACUAGUCGAGCAACGCGACGCUCAUCUAGCGGACCUUCAACUAAAGGAACGUCAAUAUCAGAAUUUAGAGCAGACAUUUGAUUUCUGGUUGCAUCAGCAGGAAACCUGGAUGAUCUUCUUAGAUGAUAGGGAUUUACAAAAGCCAUAAUUCAUCAUAAUUGAUGGAAAAUAAAAAGCUUUAUUUUUUAUAUUU
Molecule: messenger RNA, 1160 nt
Organism: Drosophila albomicans
Lineage: Eukaryota; Metazoa; Arthropoda; Insecta; Diptera; Drosophilidae
Exons: 2
Coding region: 249-1115 (288 amino acids)
Biological process (GO): positive regulation of DNA-templated transcription
Cellular component (GO): nuclear body
Source: RefSeq, a predicted model, not a curated record